Corylus avellana is the source of this 1163-nucleotide messenger RNA. The record is from RefSeq and is a predicted model, not a curated record. Lineage: Eukaryota; Viridiplantae; Streptophyta; Magnoliopsida; Fagales; Betulaceae.
UUGUGAGCUCACCUGUGUUAGGCUUAUCUAUUUAGGUUGGUGGACUCUACAAUUAGGCUCACCAAAAUAGCUAUUUUGGUAAAAAAAAAUUGGUGCUUCAAUUUCACUGUCUAAUACAAAAUUCGUAUACGUGAUCCUUCCCCAGUUAGACCUGCCGGUGAGGUGGGUCUAUUAAAUCACAUGGCCUAUUAUCUUCAACCUUUUUCUCUCUAUAAAUGGUAGCCAAAGUUUAAUAGAUCAAAACUGAAAACUUGCGAGAAAGACAGAGAGAGGGAGAGGGAAGAGAUGGCAGAAUUGUUCAUUAAGCAGGCGGAGAAUUACGCGGAGGGCCGGCCAUGUUACCCUCUAGAAUUGUUUGAAUUCAUUGCUUCCAAGACACCCUCUCAAGACCUUGCGUGGGACGUCGGCACUGGAAACGGUCAGGCUGCUCAAUCUCUAGCUGGGAUCUACAAGAAUGUGAUAGCCACAGAUACAAGCCCAAAGCAGCUGUCUUUUGCUCCAAAGCUACCCAAUAUAACAUACCAGCAAAUCCCUCCCACCAUGUCUAUAGCCGAGCUUGAAAGCAAAGUUGCUUCUCAAUCAAGCGUGGAUGUUGUGACAAUUGCUCAGGCCUUCCACUGGUUCGAUCUCCCUAAUUUCUACCAACAAGUGAAAUGGGUACUCAAAAAAUCUCAUGCUGCAUGGUGCUACACCGUGCCAGAAGUCAAUGACUCGGUCGACUCAGUCUUCAAACCCUUUUAUGGUAUUACUGUAGAACCCUAUUGGUCACCGGCGCGUAAAUUAGUGGACGACAAGUAUAGGAGCAUCCAUUUUCCGUUUGAGCCGGUGGAUGGAGUUGAUCACACUGGGCCAUGUCAGUUUGUAGCUGAAAAAUUGAUGGAUUUAGAUCAUUAUUUUAUUUACUUAAGAUAGUGGUCAGCAUAUCAAACAGCGAAGGAGAAGGGUGUGGAGCUUUUGAGCGAUGAUGUGGUUGAGGAUUUUAAGCGUGCUUGGAAUGAAGAUGGAAAAGAGCAAAAGGUUGUGAAGUUUCCUAUUUAUCUGAGGAUUGGAAGAGUGGGGAAUAUGUAAAAUUAAAAGACUAGCUUGAUCGAUCAUCCGUGGCUUGGCUUAUUUUAUAGGAAUUUCAAUAAAACCAUUUUUGUGCCAAUGGAUUGAUGAAUCCA